ACCGAAAAAGCACAGGACAGUAGUGGUGCUUUACGCGCAACCUUCCAUUAUAGCCCCAAAAAUACAGACACACACAAAAAAAAAAGCAGAGAAUUUGUGUGCAAGCAUCCCCUUAUCGCCUCCCCCCUUGUGUCUCCUAUCCUUCGCCGAUCGAAUCAUUUGAGCUUGUGGGUCUCCUCAACCAUAUUCGAUUCGUGAGGGAGGGGAUCGAGCUCUGUUGCGGUGUUGUAGAUCAUUAUCACUCUUGGUUUGUGAUUCUCGGAAGUCGGAAGUGUUCUUCGCAAGCUCGAUUUUCUUUUUUUUGCGAUAUUUUUUUGUAUCGUUAAAUCUCGAAUCCCGACGGGGGAGGUGGUUGAGUCCGAGUUCGAUGCUCCGGGGCCUCAAGAUCCAGUCUCGACGCCGUUCUUGAGCUCUCCGUGUUGAUCUCUGCGCCGCGAAGGGAGAUGGGCAACGCCGGUAGCAACGGCGGAGGGGGUUCCCCUGGUCACCGCCGACGAGGCUCCGCCGCCCAGGGCCACGGCCACCAUCAGGUCCACGGCCACCACCACCAGCCGUCCUCGCCUCCCCCGCCUCCGCCGCCGGAGUCGUCCCCGAGCCACUACGUGUUCGCCGCCGCCACGCCGUACCCUCCGCCGCAGUACACCAACCCCAACCUGCCGCGGUACUACCCUCAGUACGGGAACUACUACCCGCCGCCGCCGUCCCUGCAGGUGCCCCUCCCGGCGCCGUACGACCACCACCACAGGGGCGGCGGCGCGGGGGUGCCCGCCGGAGGGGAGUUCCCGCCGUCGGCGCACCCGCAACACUACCCGGGGUGGCCUGGGGUCUCUGGGCGGCCGCACCCCUGCGGAUUGCAGCCGGCCAUGCCGACGCCGUACGUCGAGCACCAGAAGGCUAUCACAAUCCGCAACGACGUCAACCUCAAGAAGGAGACUCUUCGGAUUGAGCCUGAUGAGGAGUGCCCGGGCCGCUUCCUCGUCGCCUUCACCUUUGACGCCACCCUUGCUGGAAGCAUGACUGUUUACUUCUUUGCAAAAGAAGAGCUCAACUGCAAUCUAACGGCGGUGAAAGAAGACCUGAUUAAGCCUGUUACUGUAAGCUUCAAAGAGGGUCUUGGUCAGAAGUUCAGACAGCCUUCUGGCACUGGAAUCAACUUCUCCGUGUUUGAGGAUUCCGAGUUAUUGAAGCAGGGGGACAUGGAUGUAUAUCCACUUGCAGUUAAAGCUGAAACAACCAUGCCUGUUGAUCAAAAGUUGGAAGGAGAAGAUCAAAAGAUGAAAACUCCAAACUCACAGAUCACACAGGCUCUGUUUGAAAAGAAAGAAAGCGGUGAUUAUCAAGUUCGAGUUGCUAGCCAGAUCCUUUGGGUCAAUGGAACUAGGUAUGAGUUGCAGGAAAUAUAUGGAAUAGGAAACUCGGUGGAAGGCGAUGCUGAUGCCAAUGAUCCUGGGAAAGAAUGUGUUAUUUGCCUCUCGGAGCCAAGGGAUACUACCGUUCUCCCAUGUAGGCAUAUGUGUAUGUGCAGCGAGUGUGCCAAGGUCCUGAGGUACCAGACGACCCGGUGCCCGAUCUGCCGACAGCCCGUUGAGCGGCUACUUGAGAUCAAAGUCAACAACAAAGCUGAAGAGCAGCAGCAGCCGUCACCCGAUUCACCGAUCAAAGUCAACAGCAAAGCCGAAGAGCAUCAGCAGCAGCCAUCCCAAUCGCUGCCAAUCCCACACAGGGAAGAGGUGUAGCUGCGACAAUGUCGGGCGCAUAUGAUCAUGAUAUAUGAUCCUAGAUUGUGGCCUUCCGACCUUCCCCGUAUCGCGCUCUGCGCUCUCGCCUUGAGCAUGGGGAGGAGAUGUAACAGAUGUGUACCUUCCAGUGUAUGUUAGCAUGUAAGCUUCUGGCAUAAUGUGGCUUCCUGACCUGACCUGUGUGGGUGAAGGUCUUAGAUGCCAAGAGGAGUGGAGUGGGUGUACCAUAUACACAUCACAUGGAUUCAUGCGUGUACUAUUGCCCUAACCUGAAGAAGUGGAGAACAUCUCAUACUUAAUGGGAUUUCCCUCCAUCAGGAGUAAAAAGAGUUACAGCAGAUGGACUCCAGAUUUGUACAAAAUUUCCUCAUGAUUCUCAUUAUAUUUUUGCCUUGAUGAGAUGAGAUGACACCA
Molecule: messenger RNA, 2153 nt
Organism: Oryza sativa Japonica Group (Japanese rice)
Lineage: Eukaryota; Viridiplantae; Streptophyta; Magnoliopsida; Poales; Poaceae
Product: probable E3 ubiquitin-protein ligase LOG2
Biological process (GO): protein ubiquitination
Molecular function (GO): ubiquitin protein ligase activity
Source: RefSeq, a predicted model, not a curated record